Messenger RNA from Daldinia loculata, 1128 nucleotides. Its product is annotated as glycoside hydrolase family 16 protein. The record is from RefSeq and is a predicted model, not a curated record. Gene Ontology annotation, molecular function: hydrolase activity, hydrolyzing O-glycosyl compounds. The transcript has 2 exons. Gene Ontology annotation, biological process: carbohydrate metabolic process. The coding region runs from base 1 to 1128 and encodes 375 amino acids. Lineage: Eukaryota; Fungi; Ascomycota; Sordariomycetes; Xylariales; Hypoxylaceae.
AUGGUUCACUCAAGGCUUUUCCGGCUACUCGUGGUCGUCUCUAGCUUGACCCCGUUAUCCCUCGCCGCUUUCCAACAAGUUAGCAACGACCAAUGCAAUUGCUUUCUCACAAAUGGAAGCAGGCCAGAUUACUUCACGAGCCAUAAGUUUUUUGACUAUCGGGAGAAAUCUGAGUAUGCUACAGUGCCAGCCCUCAUUGAUGAUCCCGAUGAUAGCAGUGAAGCCGACCCUACUAGCGACUACUUCUCCUCCAAUGAGUGGGUUGAUAAUUGGACUCUACAAAAUUGGGAUAACAAAGCCUCACUAUCCAGCGGUGUGAGCGAUGCAACGACCCUAAUGGUCAAUUCGCCCAACAAUGUCUAUUUUGAGAAGAAUAACGAUCCGGAUGCCGACUCAAACACAUUCCUAACAAUGAGAACAGCACGCUUAGAUGACUUUCAGACGGCAUCCGAGUUUGAGUCCACGGUUCAAGACUAUCAUUUCCUAUCGGCCAGAAUGUAUGCGAGGACGAUUGGUGCGCCGGGCGCGGUAACCGCAAUAUUUACCUACAGAGAUACCGCCAACAAUACCGAUCUCACCAAGGUUCAGGAAUCAGAUCUAGAAAUCAGAACAAUCGAUCCUCCUGAUCAUGUCCAAUACACAAACCAGCCGUCGUAUACUUCUCUAGGUCUCGAUGUCCAGCAAGCCACCCGGAACGUUACGAUCCCGAAGAAGAGAGACUGGACAAACUGGGCGGUGUAUCGAAUGGAUUGGAGCCCGGGAGCUACGACUUGGUACAUUAACGGUGACGAAGUCGCCUCGAUCUCCUUCCAGGCACCCCGCGAUCCCAGUGUUCUCAUUCUUAACUCGUGGUCAGACGGCGGAUCCUGGUCAGGCAAUAUGAGUGUGGGGAAGGAGGCUUACCUUCAGAUCCAAUGGAUUGAGCUCGUCUACAAUACGACCGGCUCUUCAACAUCGAAGAGAGACGACCAGUCCUGUUUUAACAUUUGUAGCAUCGACGAGACGGAAAAGAUAGGCGCCCCGGUGCUACUACAAGGCAGUGCUUCGAGCAUCCUAGGGCAGAUGGGAAGUUUCGCCGGUAUGGUCUCGUGGGUCUCUGUAUUAUCUAUGGUUACAGCUUUCUGGUAG